CUCCUACUGACCCCUGGUGUCUCAUCGGGGAACUGCGUUUGCUCGGAAACCUGGGAAAGUAAUUUUUGUGGCCUGGAGGAACCUGUUGGAGAUGGCUGCAGGCUGAGAUGUCUCUCUGCGACUACACUGACUACGACUACAUAGAGGAGGAGGGGGAUGGGGACUUCUCUGAAGACAAUGAUGUCAGCUUCACAGAUGAACCUGAAGCUUUAACCCAUCAGUCCCCACCGCUGACACAGUGUAACGCAUCCCUCCUCUGCUCAGUCGUGCCCCCCUUGCACCCCCUCACGUCUCGUGUCCUCUUUCACCCCACAUUUGAGGCUUAUUACGCUGCCGUCGCCAUUCACCAAAACCUGGAGACUCCAGAAAUGCAUCAGAGAAGAGAUGAAGGAUUCACUGUGAACUCCGGAGAAUAUUUCUACACCGACCCCUUAUUGUCCCCAGGAGAGCGGGUGUAUAACUGCCCCACAGCCGCCCAUCACAGCUUGUUUGGCUGUUUCCGUCUCCAGACUCCGCCUCCCAUCAUGGCUCCCGGUAUUUUUCCCUCUAUCUAUGAUGACGAUCCCAUGGGUGAUGAGGUGGAAGAUGCGGAGGACCCUGUAGAUAUCGGGGGAUGUAUCCCACAGUCUGGCUGUGCCCCGUCCCCAGUAUCGGGGUGUCCUGUGUCGGUCAGCGCGCUCCCCUCCCUCGUCCUGUACACUGAAUCAGAGCUGGAGGCGGUGUGCGCUCUGCUGUGUUUAUCCUCUGGGGCCCCGCACUGUGCACAUUAGGGAGCCCCACCCAUACCCCAGGCUCUGCCCACUUGUUUUAUUUCUACAUUGUCAGUAUUAGAGCUCCGCGGGGGCAGUCUUCUGUGUUUAAGCUGCCAUUCUCUCUGCUGGACACUAGAUGGAGCCAUUUCUACAUGAUGUCAGGUCUCAGCGCCAUCUGCUGGCCAGUACGUGUAUAAAGCAUCUCAGGGAUUAUAGGCCAAAAGGAACAAAAAUUCCCCCCAAAAAUGUUCAAAAAAACAAAACGUGUGUGUGCGCGCAUUAUUUUAUGAGAACACUUCAGCCUGUAAUGUUCCCCCAUCCUGUAUGACAGUGACCCUCUAUAAGUGCUAAACUACAACUCCCAGCAUGCUCGGAGUUGUAGUUUUGCAACAUCUGGAGGGCCACAGUUCAAAGAUCACUGCUGUAUGAGCCACUAUCCAUGCUGCAGCCUAUCUCGCUCGCUCCCCCUUCCCUCUAGGCAGUUAUAUUUUGUAUAUGUGGACAUGGGGGGGGGGGGGAUGGAGCGGGCCCCCAUCACUGGGCCGACUGUGUCCAUAGCAACAAGAGACAAUGUGAAACCUGUACAGGAUGACCUAAAGGAGAACUCCACCUCCCGCGAUCAGACAAGGGGUCCACACACAGGCUGUAAAACAACAUGGCGGAAAGAAGACUCAGGAGACCCAUGCGCCAUUCAGACAUGUUAUUUUAUUAGACGCAGCUUACACAAAAACACAGUUUUUCCCAUGACUUUGCAGCGGCCUUUAAAAAACAAAAAUAUAAAGAAAAAAAGGCAGGGCUUAGGCGUUGCCAUGGAGAUUAUUCUACAAAAAAAAAACAAAAAAAAAAAAAACAGGACAAGCUUAUUGGCAAGCGAGCAUUUUCAUUGGCUCAGAUUCUCUUCCCACCCCCUGCUCAGCACUUGGAAUGUUCUAUUUAAAACACAAUAUAAGCUUAUACCAUUGAUUUGGGGGGGGGGGGGGG
Molecule: messenger RNA, 1733 nt
Organism: Hyla sarda
Lineage: Eukaryota; Metazoa; Chordata; Amphibia; Anura; Hylidae
Exons: 6
Coding region: 108-770 (220 amino acids)
Biological process (GO): regulation of DNA-templated transcription
Cellular component (GO): nucleus; cytoplasm
Source: RefSeq, a predicted model, not a curated record